AUGGCCGACCACUCGCGCUCCAGCACGCCGUCGCUCGCGCUGCCCAUGCGCCGCCCGCUCGACGAGGACCACGCCCCGACCGUCUCGUCGCCGCUCAACCCCAACCCCACCGCCGGCGCCGAUGCCGCCGCCCGCGCCCGCCCACGCCCGCCGCCGCGCGAGCAGCGCGAGCAGCGCGAGAAGAAGGAGACGCUGAAGAAGCGCGAAGCCUCGGCCAGCACCCGCGCCUCGACGCCCAGCGCCGCCGCCGCCGCCUCCAAGGCCAAGAAGCCGCCGCGCCCGGCCGCCGACUCGCCCAUGCGCUACUCCAUCCCCGAGCCCAAGGCCUCCGACUACGACGCCCCCCGGGACGGCCUGCUGCUCCCGCACGAGCCCGCCGCCCUGUACGCCCCCGACGGCCGCGCCGAGCUGCGCAAGCCGCACGACCACGCGUGGAACAAGCGCGGCUACAAGUACACGCACUGCGUCGCCGACCCGCUCUUCCGCCACAAGCAGUACUACCGCCAGAGCGACUCGCGGCCCUACGCCCCGCGCAUGAGCCACGAGGACUCGGACAAGUGGUUCCACUUCGACGACAGCGCCACCAUCGUCACCCAGGAGAAGGGCUGGCGCAUGGGCCGCGGCAACGUCGUCGCGCGCGAGGGCCGCCUCUACUACGAGGUCAAGAUCCUGCGCGGCAUCCCCCGCGACCCCGACACCACCACCGCCGCCGACGCCAAACCAGGUCCCCACGUGCGCAUGGGCUGGGCCCGCCGCGAGGCCCCGCUCGACGGCCCCGUCGGCUUCGACGGCUACAGCUACGCCGUCACCGACGCCCGCUUCGAGGCCCAGCACCGCUCGCGCGCCUCCAAGAUCUUCACCCCGCUGCCCAAGGGCGCCAAGAGCAAGCACAUGAAGGCCCGCCCCCCGCACGGCAAGCCCGUCCCCGUCGACUACCUCACCGACCAGCACAUGCAGGAGGGCGACGUCAUCGGCCUGGAGAUCCAGCUGCCCUCGCUCGCCCUGCACCGCAAGGUCGUCGAGGGCAUCUACAACCCGGCCGUCGACCUGGGCGACGGCUUCGACACGGUGAGCAACGCGGACCCCUUUGACAAGCCCGUCGACAUCAUCCGCGACCGCAUCCCCGUCCCCUACAAAGGCAGCUUCUACUUCGAGCAGCUCGACUACCAGGUCACCAAGAUGGUCGAGGCCUACCACGACCGCGGCCCGGUCCCCAAGAUCCACCCCUCGCCCAACCACGAGGACGUCAGUGUCCGCUCCCUCCCCCACUCGCACAUCAAAGUGUACAAGAACGGGCAGGAGGUCGGCAUCGCCUUUGAGAAUCUCCUCGCCUUCCUUCCCCCGGCAAGCGUGCCCUCUGUCGAAGCAGUCAAGGCCGGCGCCCGCACCGGCUUCGACGACGGCAUGGUCGGCUACCUGCCCGCCAUCUCCCUGUUCAACGGCGGCGUGGCCCAGGUCAACUUCGGCCCAGACUUCUGGUGCCCGCCUGCCGACCUGACCACCCAGCAUGGGCCAGACACGCUCAUGGAUGGCAGCGACGCUGUCGAGGACCACGUCCCUCAAGGUCGGCGACUGCGAGCCAUUGGCGACCGAUACAAGGAGCAAAUUGCCGAAGAUGUCGUCUGGGACAUUAUCGAUGAGGUUGACUUUUUCACACAGGACGGGGGCUGGGAGUACAAGGGUGAGGCGCCACAGGACGUGGCGGGCAAGUCGACGCCUAGGGCUCGCGGCUUUGCGAAUCCCGAUGACAACCUCGGUGUGGAAGUGGGCAAGAGGUACUGA
Molecule: messenger RNA, 1782 nt
Organism: Dothidotthia symphoricarpi CBS 119687
Lineage: Eukaryota; Fungi; Ascomycota; Dothideomycetes; Pleosporales; Dothidotthiaceae
Product: Ash2-trithorax family protein
Exons: 1
Coding region: 1-1782 (593 amino acids)
Cellular component (GO): Set1C/COMPASS complex
Molecular function (GO): protein binding; transcription cis-regulatory region binding
Source: RefSeq, a predicted model, not a curated record